Messenger RNA from Paramacrobiotus metropolitanus, 2078 nucleotides. RefSeq lists its product as uncharacterized. The transcript has 8 exons. NCBI's taxonomy places the organism in Eukaryota, Metazoa, Tardigrada, Eutardigrada, Parachela, Macrobiotidae. Bases 304 to 1944 code for a protein of 546 amino acids. The record is from RefSeq and is a predicted model, not a curated record.
ACCAAAUGAUAGUCACAGACACGAGAUUUAUCUAACGUGUGCAACAGUGUAUUUUACGCUCCACUGGCUGAUGUAGCCAUUACAUAACGCUCCUACCCGGUGCUUCGAGAGUGAUGUGAUCAUUAUUGCUGCACCACCAUGACUGGCUGAGGAUUCUGUGCAGAACGCGGAGGAAUCGCAGUUUCAAUGAGAUCAGCGCGCCAAGAUGUAGAGUGUUUAUGCAACUGUACGCACCGUAAAUCCGUAUAAAAUCGUUCCUUCUUCCAUCGAAUUUCUGUACCGUCGGGUUUCACAACAAUAAUAAUGGAUUCCAAUUGGAAAUUUAGCUUCCUAUGCUCAGUAUUAGUUUUCUUGCCGGUUCAACUCACUCGUUGCCAGAUCUCCCGUCCCUGUCUGCCAGAAAAUCGCUUGAUUAACCCCACAUCCUGCCUCCAACGCAUCUCCGAUGGACUAUUCGAUGAAAACCAGUUUUUUUUCGGAAAAAGCUUGGAUGCCAUCUGCGACAAUACGGCACAGAACAGUCCCGACGAUGUGAACUGUUUUGUCGGGGAUGAGAACACCCGCAAGUAUACCAUCGCAUCCAGAUUGUUCCCGGCCGGAAUCAAAGCCGAGGCUAUUGAUCGACUGCUGACCGUUACGUAUAAGACCAGCGCAGGAACAUACAACGCUUGUGGUGGAUCGUAUACUGCGGAAGCGCGCACAACCGACGCUAAUCCGGAUAUGGCUCCCACCGAGCCCAUUUAUGUACGGAACAAACCGAACUUCGAUAUGAAGAAAGAUUCCAACACCUACUAUACGAUUCUGGUUGUGGAUGUUACGUACGGUUUUGUUCAUGGAUUCUUCAUGGGUUAUCCCGAAAUCAAGGACAUAAUUCCAUACCGCGCGCCGUACAACUUUCGCAACAUCACCAACACUUUCCUUUUCCUCGUCUACAAGCAAACGGAAAAAGACUACAUGGUGGAGCCGACGGUGCUCAUGCCGAUGCAGGGUCAGGGCUUCGGCAAGAUCGUUACGCUCGACAAAUUUGCCAGCGACCACGCGCUCAUCGGGCCGAUUGCCGUCAACUGGAUGCAAGUGAAACGCGACCCAUGGGCGGUGCAACAAGUGGCCACCCAUGAAGAAAAUCACGGCGGCGCGGAUUACUGUAUCACGCUUAUCAGUGACGCCUUCCGACUAUCCAACCUCCCAUUCGGGUCCAAGGAUUUUGCAACGAUUGACAGUGUCCUAAAAGUGACCUUUACCAGUAGCCCCAUCACGGUGGCUGCAUGCUGUCAGAACGUUUCAUAUGGACUCUCAACCACUGUUAUCAGCCCACUGGCCAACCAGGUCCUCAACGCCUCCAUUUUUCGCAACCAGCCCAACAUCGUGGUAGAGAAGACGGUUAUCCGCUCAAAAAAUAACGAGCGAAAAUACACCCUGUUGAUGGUAGACCCCGCCUUCCCUAACGCUUCGCUAGCCACACCCUCGCGUCCCUUUCUCAACUGGCUAUACACUGACCUGGACGAGGCGUCUACGGUGGAUCUGACCAAAAGCAACCUUCCCUAUAUAGAGCCCCUUCCCCUGCCGCAGUCCACGCGCCGUCUGUACUUCCUCCUGUACGAGCAGACCAUUCCAGCGGGCGCAGGGGCAGCGGAGUUUGCCGAUAAAUCGGACGUAUGCCCGCUGGCGUACAAGGGCCGCUGCCGUUUCGAUGUAGAGACGUUCGUCAAGGCCAACCAGUUGGUGUUGCGGUCGGUAACGUGGGUGACGGUGCAGAGCGAUCUGUACAGCCUAUGGGCCAUGUUGCGACAGACCAAGAGCGAAGCGACUGUCUGUUCCGCCCAGACGGGCUGGUCCCGUGGCUGUGUCGGACUGGAGACCACGAGCAAGCCGUCAGCCGCUGGUUCGGUGGGGCUUAGUGUCAGCCUACUGUGUCUUUCUUUGGCUGUCCUCUUUGUAUUUUAGAAACUGAUUUUUUUUAUUUAUUUUACGCCGUUUGGAACAGAACUGCUGCAGAGUGCUGCAUAUACAGAGUUGUGUCAUGUUAAUUUCCAUGGUAACUUGCAAUAACAGUAUUGGGAAUAUAAAGUUCGCAAGGC